Molecule: messenger RNA, 3918 nt
Organism: Stomoxys calcitrans (stable fly)
Lineage: Eukaryota; Metazoa; Arthropoda; Insecta; Diptera; Muscidae
Product: homeobox protein araucan
Biological process (GO): cell development; neuron differentiation; regulation of transcription by RNA polymerase II
Cellular component (GO): nucleus
Molecular function (GO): DNA-binding transcription factor activity, RNA polymerase II-specific; RNA polymerase II cis-regulatory region sequence-specific DNA binding
Source: RefSeq, a predicted model, not a curated record
AGUUCAGGUUGGACGGUCUAUUGAUAAACAUCGUUAGUGCGCAGAAGCUGUGUCGGUAUAGAGGCGCGCAUAUAGUAACGAUAAAGCGACAUUUUUGCGUAUACAACGUGUGUCCUAAGGAAUUUAUUGCCGACGCAUAAAAGGCAUAACAACAACAACAACAAAACAAAUUACGGUUACUUCACCACCCACCGCUCAGCUAUAGAAACCAACUAAACCUUUGCUCUCAUACAGCAAAAGGUUCAUUCACAAAGUGCGCGCUUAUUUAUGUAGUUUUGUAUGUGUGAGUGCGUGUGUGUAUGGAGUGUUGCCAAGUGCCCAAAGUCUUAAGAGAAAAGUAAAGACUAACCACCCUGCCCACAAUUCUUAAAAACAUGUCUAAAUAACAACAAACCCUCAACCGACGAGCAAAUCUAAGCAAACAUUCAACUUAACUGGCGACCUCUCAACUUUCAAACUUCGUUGUUUGUCGUUCCGUUCGAUGUCAAACUGUGUUGUAACCUUGCAUGCUUUAGCCAAGCCGUUGUUGUCUUUCGGAGCUGUUAGCUGUGAGCCCUGAUGAACACUGGCCGGUUGCUGCGAGCUGCUAAUGUGAAUUUUUGUGCGUUUCAAGGCAUUGCGACGUGUUACGUUGCUCUGGGGUCAUUUCCAACUGCCGGCAAAGACACAAUAGGAUGAUGAUGAUGCUUAUGUGGAUGUGUGCAUUUGAGGUCGUCGUGCGUGCUUGUUAGCUGAUGUAGAAGCAAAACGUGAAUGUUGCUAUUUUUUUGUUGGUGACAAACAUUUAUUUUUUGCCACAAAGAGAACAUGGUUCUGUGCGAGUGUAUCGGUGUGUGUGCUACGAAAAAUAACAACAAACAAAUCAGCUUAAACUAAACUAACUAAACCCAAAGUAAUAAGAAAACAAAACAUGUUUCUUUUUUUUGACAAAUUUAACAUUUAGUGCUCGCUCCAUCUCUCGCUCUGUAAAGUUCUGAUCUCUUCUCAACAUCGAAUACUCGUGCUUGUGUGUGUUUGUGAGAUCCUUUUGGGACAAACGUAUAUUUGAAGAGGAAGAAUAAAAUGAAUUCAAAACUGUUUGUUUACUAAUUCGAGUCGUGCAAAAAAAGUAAACAAAAUCAAUACCCAAUUCUUUUUGGUCAGCUCGUGACGUUGUUGUAAUAACAUGCAUAUUCAAAAGGAUUACAUUAAAUCUCUCUAACUGUGUUGACAUUAUGGCUCAGUUAUCAACACAAACCCAACACACAGACAGCAACCCACAGCAGAAUGUGAUGAAAAGCCCCAUGUAAACAUUGAGCUGUUGAAUGCUGUAGACGAGAUUAAACAUGUCGAUAACAAGUUUGUCUAACUAACCGUUGCUACGUUUUUUUUCUGCCGUUGUAAAAAUUUAAAUCAAAUAUCAACUUACCUAUUAAGAAAACAAAAACAACAACGAUUUGAGUAGACCAAACUGCAAUAAAUCAAUAAAUAAAAUAACCAAAAAGAAACACAUAAAAAGAAUCAAGUGCAAUAUUAAAUUUUUGGCGAAAUUUAACCACAUCAGAAAACCCUCAAUGGCAGCUUAUACACAAUUUGGAUAUGGCGGUUAUCCGUCGGCAUCACAGUUACUCUCCGCAAAUCCCACGCAAUCACCACAGACGGGUGAUACAGCAAGUGGUCCAGCUGCAAUGACUAGUCCUAAUGCUCCUUCCUGUAGUCCAACGGGCGAGUGUCGAUCGAAUGUGGCGGCCAACGCACCAGUGGCUGCCAAUUCUAGUGGCAAUGGCAGCACUACAGAAAUACCAACAGGUGCCCUCAGUCCAGAUGGCCUAUCACAACAUUCAAACAAUAUCGGUGGAGGUGGCAGCGGUGGUGGUGGGGGCCAACAAAAUCCUCCCUCAACUUCAAAUAUAGGCAAUACACCUUUGGGCUCGAAUAGUGCGGGAUCUGUGGGCGGUGGUUCCUGCUGUGAAAAUGGACGACCCAUUAUGACUGAUCCGGUAUCGGGACAAACCGUAUGCUCUUGCCAAUAUGAUUCAGCGCGUUUGGCACUAUCCAGCUAUUCGCGAUUACCUGCUGCAAGUGUGGGUGUUUAUGGUACACCAUAUCCUUCGACGGAACAGAAUCCUUAUCAGAGUAUAGGAGUGGAUAGUUCAGCGUUUUAUUCACCUUUGAGUAAUCCAUAUGGCUUGAAGGACUCAGCAACAGGUACCGAUAUGUCAGCAUGGACCUCAGCUGGUCUGCAACCAACGGGUUAUUACUCAUACGAUCCCAUGUCCGCAUAUGGUUAUGGUGCCUCUUAUGACUUGGCCGCUCGACGUAAAAAUGCCACCCGAGAAUCUACUGCGACACUAAAAGCCUGGCUAAAUGAACACAAAAAGAAUCCCUACCCCACCAAGGGGGAGAAAAUCAUGUUGGCCAUUAUCACCAAGAUGACUUUGACUCAGGUUUCUACAUGGUUUGCCAAUGCUAGACGUCGCCUGAAGAAGGAAAACAAAAUGACCUGGGAACCCAAAAAUCGUACCGAUGAUGAUGAGGAUGGCAUCAAUUCGGAUGAUGAUAAAGAUGACAAGGACAUAGAUGAUGCCAAAUCGCAGAGUAUGCACUCAACAAAUCCUCAAAUGAGCGGCCCUAUGACAGUGAGAAAAGAUCUUGAAAAGUCCGAUUUGGCCGACGAUGAACAUCAAAUGAAAAGCCUUAAUCAUCCGGGCGACUUGCGCAUGAGUCUUAACUUUCCUGGUGCUGGAUAUCCCACCGGAGCCAGCCAUCCUCAUGGCUAUCAUCCCUAUCAUCAACAUCCGGCUUAUUAUCAACACCAACAGCAAUCCAUGUUUCCAUCAGGCUAUUCACAUGCGGCCGGUGAAAGUUUGAUUGCGGCUGGCAAACACGAAGUCAGUGAUUCAAAAAACCCCAUGAGCCGGGACUGUGGCGUACCAAUUCCAGCCAGCAAGCCGAAAAUCUGGAGUUUAGCCGACACAGUCGCCAGCAAAACACCUCCACUACAUUCGGCAGCUUAUAUGGCUCAGCAACAGCAUCAACUACAGAGGCAUCAGCAACAGCACCCCAUGCAGCAGCUGCAGCAAAUGAGCAGUUUAAUACCGGUGGCUUCACCUCAAAACACCAACAGCAGCAGCAACAGCAACAACAACAGCAAUAUGAUGAGUGGAAGCUACAACACAAAUCCCUAUACCCGGGCGCCUUCUACAGCCUACGAGAAUUUUCUAGGAGUUAUGGCUACCAACAAUAUGCCACCCUACAGCAACAACAACAGCAGCAACAACACGCCCAGCAGCAACAUCACAAGUCUUCAUUCAAUCAACAACCGCCAUCCCAACAGCACGCCGCCUAUUACAUCCCAACCAGCACCCCCAAACGCCCAUCAUAUACCACAUCCGCAUCAUCAGCAGCACCAGCGAACACCUACCAUGAAUCAACAACGGGGGAUGGGGUUUCCCGAAGCCCAACCCGACACUCCACCCCAAACUCCACCGAAUAUGAAGGUGCCGAACGUCCAAUUGGCCACGAACCUCUUGCUUACCGCUACUCAAGCCCAUAUGACCGCUACCUGCCACAACAUCAACAGUAGCCAUCAUGCCCACCAUAACGCAAAUUCUUAUGGUGCUGCCCCCGGUCACUACACCCGAUCCUAUGGCUAUUCACCGCGUGAUGAAAAUUCAUUGGGCAGUUCAUGCAGUUCCGCCUCCGGUUCUCUACAUGAUCAAGAUCCUCAGGAAUAUAAAAUGGUCUUUAAGACUCAGCAAAAUGUGAUUAACCCUAAGCCGUUAGACCUUCGGAAAGUUAUACUAAACAAAAUAUGUAUGUACUCACAUACAGAUAUGUAAAGAGUUGUAAAGUGAACAUCUAAAUGGUUUUGUACCACCAGUAUAAAAGUUUCGCUACAAAAAAUGUGGAUGGUUAAACAGUAUUUUCUAAAAAGAG